Schistosoma haematobium is the source of this 2514-nucleotide messenger RNA. Its product is annotated as Coatomer subunit delta. The transcript has 12 exons. Gene Ontology annotation, biological process: retrograde vesicle-mediated transport, Golgi to endoplasmic reticulum; Golgi localization; endoplasmic reticulum to Golgi vesicle-mediated transport. The record is from RefSeq and is a predicted model, not a curated record. Gene Ontology annotation, cellular component: cytosol; COPI vesicle coat. The coding region runs from base 657 to 2315 and encodes 552 amino acids. Lineage: Eukaryota; Metazoa; Platyhelminthes; Trematoda; Strigeidida; Schistosomatidae.
AGUCAGCAUCCUUUUAUAAUUUAUCAAUCUUUCUUUUAUUCCUGCUUGUUUCAAAUGCCUUACUCCUGUCUGAAACCAUUGGUAUCAGGAACGAGCUAGUUAAGCGAAAGUUUCAUUCAUCCUGUUGAAAAACUGUCUGUCAUUUGGCUGACUGUUAGGCGCUACUUUACAAGACUAAUAUAAUCGCCAUGGAUCAGGUUCGCCGAUAAGAUCCGAACAUGUCGGUGUUCAAGCAUAGCCUAAGGGUGCGUACAGUCCCAAGAUCAACUCAUGCGAAAGAAUCUAAAGGAAAGAAAAGCAUGUAAAAGAGUAAUACGUAGACUCAGUAAUGAUAUAGCACGCAUGUUUAUUUAACAAUCAAAGCAAUCAAUAAUAAUUUAAAAUUACAAAGACAUGAAGUUAAGGCGGUUUAUCCACCAAGCUCAGAAGUUAUUGCAGUAGGAUUUCGAAUUCGUUACUUAUAUUCUUAUGACUAGAUACCUAGGUUCCUACCUGGAGGUAUUGGUGAUCCACUGCCACUAGGUACGGAAGCCCGUUAAGCGAAAGGUUCUUUUAUUCUGUCCACAAUCAUUUGAACCAUUUGAAAGUUUCCAAAGAAUGUAGAUUGGAUAUUGGAGGUGCGAAGCGGCUAAUUGUAAACUUGACAGGUUGGCGCGAUGGUUCUGUUGGCUGCCUCUGUGUGUACUCGUGAUGGUAAAGCUCUGGUGUCUCGACAGUUUGUGGAAAUGACAAAGGCAAGAAUUGAAGGAUUAAUAGCGACAUUUCCAAAGCUUCUUGGGACAGGUAAACAACAUACAUUUGUGGAAACAGAAUCUGUGCGGUAUGUUUACCAACCUUUGGAAAAAUUGUAUGUUCUUCUGAUAACUACCAAAGCUAGCAAUAUACUCGAAGAUUUGGAGACAUUACGGCUCUUUGCACGUGUGAUACCGGAGUAUGCUUGUGGUACCGAUGAAAACGAUGUACUGACACAUGCUUUCCAACUUAUUUUCGCAUUUGAUGAAAUCAUAGCUCUAGGCUAUAGAGAAGAUGUCAACUUGUCACAAAUUCGAACAUAUACGGAAAUGGACUCACACGAUGAACGUGUGUUCCGUGCUGUACAGGAGAACAAAGAACGUGAUGCUAAAGAGCAAAUGAAACAGAGAGCACGUGAACUACAACAAGCCCGACUAGAAGCUGGAAAACGCUCAGGUGGUAUGAAUCUUUCAGGAUUCUCUAAUUAUCGUGGUGGGAAAGGAAUGGGUGGUCUGUCAAAUGAUUUAAAUGAACCUCGUGUAAUCGUCAUGAAAGAUCGUUUGGGAGAUGGGAAUACGGAUGUUCAAAGCUUGCCUACUACAAAUCCAGCAACUAUCUUAACAUCAGUGAAACGAAGUGGUAUGCAACUUGGUGGUGGCCAGGGUGGUUUAAAAAGCAUUGAUCAGUUUGUGAAUCGUCUAAAAGCCGAAGGUGAAGUAGUUAAUGAAGAUGUUAUGAAUUUAGUUAGCGGAUCAGGCGGAGCAGAUAACGUAAUGAGUACUAAUUCAACUUCUGCUUCAACUAAAAAGUCUCAUGUUAAAAAAGAAAAUCUGCAUUUACGAAUUGAGGAGAAGUUAAUCGUUCAAGCUGGUCGUGAUGGUGGUUUAGAAAGUAUGGAGUUGCAAGGUACAAUGUUUGCACAAGCUAUCACAAAUGAAGCUUGUGAAGCGAAAAUCCGAGUGGAUACAAGUAUGUGUACAAAUCCGCCCAAUGAACAUCGGCCACCUGUUCAACUUCAAACACAUCCUAAUAUUGAUAAGAAAACUUUCAUGUCCACUGGUUGGAUUCAAAUCAAACCAGGAGGUAAACCAUUUCCAAAUGGUCAAGAAGUUGGUAUAUUAAGAUGGAGAUUUCAAACUUCCGAUGAAGCUGCUCUUCCUAUAACUGUUAAUUGUUGGCCAAAUGAAAUACCCGGUGGCUUUGAAGUAAAUGUUGAAUAUGAACUGCAAGAUUCUGUAUUAGAACUGGAGAAUUUAGUUAUGUCAAUCCCAUUGCCUCCUUCAGCUAAACCUCCGUUAAUUGGUAAUUGUGAUGGCGAAUAUGAAUUGAGUCCACGUAAAACUCAGUUAGACUGGCGUAUACCCAUAGUUAACAGUGAUAAUUCAUCUGGUUCCCUCGAGUUCACAUUAAAAACAGAACGUGGUGCACAAGCAGAACAAUUUUUCCCGUUGAAAUUAAACUUUGGAUCAAAUAAAUCAUACUGUGGAAUUCAGAUAAUUGAAGCUACUGUAAGCAAUCAGGACACCCCGAUCAACUUUUCAUAUGAAUCCAAUUUUCAUACGGAAAAAUACGAAAUUAGUUAAAUUGAUAAUUUCAUCAUCAUCAUCAUCUUCUUCUUCUUCUUCUUCAGUCUAUUCGAUGUUAUGUGUGUGUGUAUCGAUUGACUUUGUUAUUCAAUUUGCCUGAUCAUCUGUGAUUUGGAUUAUUGUAAUGGGGUUUUCAUUUUCUUUGUUUUCCUUUUAUAUAUGGUUUUGACCAAAUAAUAAAUAAUAUUAUCCCUUC